GAAGAAAUGAGGUUAUUAUUCCAUUAUUUGUUACAUGAAUUUUACAAAAAUUUUAAGUAAACCGAUUUUCAUAAACAUUGAUUACAUUAUUGAUACAAGUGACAAUUUAAAUUUACAUGGACUGCGCGUUGAGCAAGGUCAACAAAGCGCAUUAUCAUCAUGGCCUCAACAAUAAUAGAAUUCGCCGUUCAAUUAACGUGCAAUUCCUGCGUAGACACUGUUAAAAAAACCCUAUCUAAAGUGGAAGGUAUAGAGGACGUACAAGUUCAUCUGGAAGAGCAACGAGUGGUUGUGAAAAGUAAAUUACCCACAUUAAAAUUGCUGAAGCUUCUCGAGAGUACGGGUAAGAAAGUAGCUGUUAAAGGUUACGCAGGAGGACAAGCUGCUGUGUCUAUCCUAGAAGCUGGAGAUAGUAAUGUUAAAGGAGUUGUUAGAUUCAUUCAGCCCUCUUCGGAGGUUUGCAUAGUGGACGGAACCAUUGAUGGUUUAAAUGCUGGAUCGUACCGAACAUACAUAUACGAAUGUGGUGAUAUUUCUAAUGGUUGUAAUAACGUCGGGCAAGUUUUCAAUCCCACUGGUGAACCAGGCACAAAAAAUUACGGCGAUAUUGGACUGAUAAGUAGCGAUGAAAAAAACCGUUCGCAUUUUAGAUUCGAAAAUAACUCUCUUCGAGUGUCUGAUUUAAUUGGUAGAGCGUUUGUGGUAACAAAAAGUAAUACAGAAGGAACGGAGAAAAUUGCUUGUGGGGUAAUUGCUCGAUCAGCAGGUUUGUUCCAAAAUCCCAAGACAAUUUGUGCUUGUGAUGGAACUACGAUAUGGGAUGAAGCUGGGAAGAAAUCAACUUUGUAGUCAAUAUCAGAAGAAAUUGUAUAAGCUAUGUUCAACAAAAUCUACAUUACUGGAUAUUGUAGCAAUUGUUGACUUAGCAUUGUGAUAUUAGCAUUUUAAAUACGUUUACUAACGGAUAUAAUUUUGGAUUAACUUUGGUUGAUAAAAUACAAUAUGGUUAUAUUUUUUGUAAUAGUUUUAUUUUUUAAGUUUAUGGCUUUGUUAGUAGCCUACAUAGGUGUUAAUAAAUUGAGUGCCGAUACU
Molecule: messenger RNA, 1092 nt
Organism: Phyllotreta striolata
Lineage: Eukaryota; Metazoa; Arthropoda; Insecta; Coleoptera; Chrysomelidae
Source: the annotation of a GenBank genome assembly